This is a messenger RNA of Scomber japonicus (chub mackerel), 900 nucleotides long. RefSeq names its product endonuclease domain-containing 1 protein-like. The coding region runs from base 1 to 900 and encodes 299 amino acids. Gene Ontology annotation, molecular function: hydrolase activity; metal ion binding; nucleic acid binding. The transcript is spliced from 2 exons. Lineage: Eukaryota; Metazoa; Chordata; Actinopteri; Scombriformes; Scombridae. The record is from RefSeq and is a predicted model, not a curated record.
AUGACUCUCUACAGAAUAGAUGAAGCGCUCAUCUUCCUGCUUGUUAUCGUGAUGACAGGAGGAGAGGUGCAGGAGAAACUCUCACCUGAAUGUAAACAGUUCUUGUACAUGGGGACAUUGCCUCAAGGGCUUGAGGAUCAGCCGUUUAAAAAGAUUUGCCAGUUCUACCUAGGAAAACCCCGAUAUGUCACUUUAUAUGACACUGUCAACCGGAUCCCUGUCUACUCUGCAUACACCUUCAAGCGCACGGAUGGCUUCAGGAGGGCAGAUGUGCCUUGGAUGUAUGAACCACAGCUCUCCACCCUGUCUGAGUCUCGAGACAUGCAGCACUUCCCUUCAGAAGAUAUUCAUAGUAGUUUUGCAGAUGCUCAGGCCGUGCUGGAAGACUACUCUAACACUGUGAUCUUUGAGCGAGGCCAGCUGAAUCCAGAGGAGCACCAGGACGACCUUGAUGACAAAGCAGCCACCUACACUCUAACAAAUGUAGUUCCUCAGGUCCGAGAGUUCAACAUCGGCCCCUGGAAACACUUCGAGCACACCAUCCGCAAACGGCUCAACAACUACUGUCGAGGAACGGCCUACGUGGUCACCGGGGUCACGACCUCUGGGCAAACAAUCCGCCGUCAGAACAUCAACCGCUUAGGCAUCCCCACCUUCCUCUGGUCAGCCUACUGUUGUGUUGAUUUUGACCACAAUGCUCCAUACUCUGAGCGUUCCAAGUUCCCUGCCUUUGCAUCUAACGGGCUCAAUGACCGUGACAAUAAUAAGGUUCAAGAGAUGACAGUCCAGCAGCUGGAGGAGUUUCUCAAGAGGGUAACUUAUGUUGGCAAGUCUUUCCAGCUCUUCUAUGACAACUGUGUUCCUGCUAGUAGUGAUAACAAUGCCUUGCACCAGACUUAA